CCAAUGAGGAGUACCAGAAUAAAGGGGACCUUUUUUUUUUACACUAGCUACAGUUUUUACACAGAUUAUACUUUCACUGGGGGCGAAACAGGAAUACGUUAGCGUAGUCACCACGGUAGCCUUGAGGGCGUCAACUGCAGCGGAUAUUACCACGUUUGCUGCAUAUUUUGAUGCCAGUCUGCCUUGGUAUAUUCAUUGAACGACUUCCAAAGUCUGCAGAGUACGGUCGCUUUCUUGGAUGCUCAGUUUCUGAUGCCAGGGAGAUAAAGAAUGGGCACACACUACCACCAUGGUGACCGUAGACUGUGACUCUGGCUAGGAAGAUGGCAGUGGGGUCCAGCGAGACUGUUGACGAUGUGGGGAAAUCUGUCCAAGUACACCCCAUUAUUCCUGGUGCUGGCAGUGUCAGGACUCGUCCUACUGCUCUGCAACAUCCACACCCUGGAGAAAGGGAGUCGGUUCACAUCACGAAGAUGCACGUCCAAAAUGCGUUCUUUUGUCCAGAUGCUUUUCCCACAACUGUUGCUGACAUGGCCAAUAUGGUUUCGGCAUUCGAUUGCGAAAGUUUGCUCUCACAAUGACUCCCCAGUUGAGAAACACAAAGUUCAACUGUCAGACGGUGUCGGCGCUCUACCAGCUCCAGACCAAGCUGGACUCGGCCUUCAGGUCCUCGGGCCUGCUGCAGCUGGACCGGAACCGGACCUACUGCGGCCUGCUGGGCCCGGAGCUGACCGCCGAUGAGGCCGCGGAGGAGCGCCACCUGCUGGAGUCGGUGGCCUGGCCCGAGCCGCGCACGUCGCCCGCGCCCUUCCGCCAGAGCAGCGACCCCAGCCGCAGCUUCUUCGUCAUCCUGUCGUCGGGCGGGGAGUGGCGCGCGGGCGGCCAGCUGGAGGCGCUGGUGCACAUGCACGACUUCCUGGGCAAGCCCAAGCGGCACGGCGGGGACUUCCUGCUGGCGCGCCUCCUGUCCCCCGAGCUGCGCGCGGGCGUGGCCGGCCGCGUGGUGGACCACCAGAACGGCUUCUACUCCCUGCUCUUCUGGCUGCCCUGGGCGGGGCCCGCGCAGGUGGAGGUGGUGCUGGUGCACCCCAGCGAGGCGGUGCAGGUCCUGAGGCGUCUGCGGGAGGAGAGGCCCGACCGCGUCUUCUUCAAGAGCCUCUUCCGCUCCGGGUACUUCUCCGAGACCACCGUCUGCAACCUGUGCCUGCCCCCCGGCCAGCCGCUCUGCAAUUACACCGACCGCCACACAGGGGAGCCCUGGUUCUGCUACAAGCCCAAGCUGCUGGGUUGCGACACGCGCAUCAACCACGCCAAGGGCGGCUACCAGAAGGACCUGCUCACCAGCCAGGAGGCCCUCCUGUUUCAGAGUGACAUAAAUAUUAAGGUCCCAAUACCGUCGUCAGGACCAGACCGUGUGACUGUGCUGCCAGAAAGAAAAGAGAAGCCGGAGUCUGAGAGGAGCGUGAAAGCUGAGACUGCCAAGUUCAUGCCGUCGGGGUUCUACUACCAAGGCACGUGGCAGUCGACCGGGGGCGUGCCCAUCCAGCAGUUCAACGACACCGCGGCCAUCACAGACUGUCUGCGGGGGAAGGUGGUGAACAUCUACGGGGACUCGACCGCACGCCAGUGGUUUGAGUACCUCAACGCCUUCGUUCCAGACCUGAAGGAGUUCAACCUGAGGAGCCCGAAGAACGUGGGCCCCUUCCUGUCGGUGGACAGCGAGCACAACAUCCUGCUGAAGUACCGCUGCCACGGCCCGCCCAUCCGCUUCUCCACGGUGGCAGCCAGCGAGCUGCGCUACGUGUCCAACGAGCUGGAGGGCCUGGCGGGCGGGCGGGGCACGGUGGUGGUGGUGACGGUGUGGUCCCACUUCAGCACCUUCCCCGUGGAGGUGUACGUGCGGCGCCUGAGGAACAUCCGCCGGGCGGUGCUGCGCCUGCUGGACCGCGCCCCCGAGACGCUGGUGUUCCUGCGCAGCGCCAACCUGCAGGCGCUGGACCCCGACGUCAGCCUGUACAACAGCGACUGGUACUCGCUGCAGCUGGACGCGGUGCUGCGCGCCAUGUUCCGCGGGCUGCCCGUGGUGCUGGUGGAUGCCUGGGAGAUGACCCUCGCCCACGGGCUGCCCCACAACCUCCACCCGCCGCCCACCGUGGUCAAGAGCAUGAUCGACGUCUUCCUCUCCCACGUCUGCCCCCGGAGGAGGGGCCUGUGAGGGGGGGCGGGGCGGGCGGGGGGAGGUCGAGAGACGGGCGGGCGGACAUCCUGAGGCCGGUCGCUAUGCGGCGGUUGGUUACCGUGGGAGCGCGGCAGUUGGUCGUUGACGGAUUGGCGGGGGUCGCCGUGGAAGUGCGUUCGUUUCGGAUCGUGGAUCGGGAUUCAGAACCUGUACUUGGACAGUCUUUCCCUACCCAAGACUUGCAGUGUUAAAAGGUCAAAAUGUGAAACGGUCAGUAAGUCCACUCAGUAUUCUGGACUACUUUGAGUGUAUGUGGGGGCGGUAGCUAUGGAAACGUGGCGAGACCCCUGUCCUGCUGAAUGCAGGGCAGAAACUUCAUUUCAAGCCAUGCAUACAUGCGUGUACGUUGCCAAAAAGCAUACCGAGACAAAUGCCAAUUUUAAUAGUCAUGCUCGAUGUGUGCUAAUGCAAAUUCUAAUUGCUGUUUCUACCUGUGCUUUUAAUGUGAUUUAAUGAAGGGUCAUUGAUCAGAGCUAGAGUUUUGGCUAGAGUUUUCGCUGUAUUACUAGAACGGAGUUGGACUGGACCAUUCCUGGACCCGUAGACUUUCUCCAGCCUGUUUCUCAUAGUCAAUACACAAUUGCGAGAAUUGCAUCUCCCAUUGCCAGCAGUUGCUUCUGCACCUUAAGGGAUUUCCUUCAUCCCACGUCAUUAAACCACCCGGAACUAAAUCCUGCGGCCAUUGAGGGUUAACAAACAAAAACGGUAAAAGUGAAAGAUGAAUCUCUCACUUUGAGGUUUAUGGCUUAAUGUAUAAAGGAAAUAUUGGCUCUGAAACAUGUGAAACGUCCAGGCUGGUUAACCAGAAGGGGUGUAACUGUAUGCAGAACGGGGUCGGUACGUAGCCUACCUCCGCCUUUUCACUUCACGGUCUAUUACAUUUUCUGUUACAAAGCAGAAAAGAAAUUUGAUUAUGAAAAUGUAAACAGUGGCUCAUUGCCUAUUAUUUCCUGCUUAAUAAAAUUAGGCACAUUAAAAAAAAAGUUCAGCACUUGCUUUAAAGCAGGACUGUAAUUGUUUGGUUAUUGUUGCAGCGUGUGUUGCUACUCCAGUACUAAAUCGCGAUACAGGACCUUUUUUUUUUUUUUUUUUUUUUUUUUUUUCUCUCCCAGCCUUGACGAAGCCAGCAUACUAGAGACGCAUUGUGUUUCUGUAUUUUACGGGAACCAGGUCUCUCCCCUAAUUUGCGUAGGCAGAGCUGCAAGCACACCGGCUACUAUUUUCGUAAGGACAAGUGUAUUGAAAAUUAAAUUCAUAUUUGGUUGUUACACUAUAUAUGAACAUAUGCACAAAACCAUAUCCCACUGCUGUACAUUAUCAGGUAUGUGAAUAUAAUAAACAUAUUAUAAUAUGGA
Molecule: messenger RNA, 3594 nt
Organism: Conger conger (European conger)
Lineage: Eukaryota; Metazoa; Chordata; Actinopteri; Anguilliformes; Congridae
Gene: nxpe3
Product: neurexophilin and PC-esterase domain family, member 3
Exons: 7
Coding region: 578-2215 (545 amino acids)
Source: RefSeq, a predicted model, not a curated record